UUUUUUUUUUUUUUAUAUUUUCUUUGGAGGUGUUAGAAGCCAUUUUUGUUUGGUUCAUGAUUAAUUUUGAUAUCUCUUUUUUUCAUGUUUCGUAUGAGAUUUUCUUGCCUAAUUUGAAAAGUCGCUUGAUCAAUCAAGUACUUAGUUAUAUCCAUCUUUGUGCAUGCAUACGGUGUGGGCUGAAUGCGUGUUGUUCUCGACUGAUGUGAUUUGACACGUCUAUAAGCAAGAAAACAGUGACUUACAGAACAGUAUAAGUAUUGGUGGACUUCUGAGUUCUGACAAAUGCAAUGGUCUCCUUUUCAUUAGGACCCUUUUGAGUUGCUUGAUUUGCUUAAAGAAAUCCUCGAUUGAAAAAUCAGUCAUUGGGAAUUUCUUCUAUUUUUGAUACAAGGUGAUUAUAUCGAGUAUUUGGUUGAUGAGAAAAUGGAUGAAAGGGAAGAAAAAUGCAGUUGUAAAAUAGAAAACUAAUGGAGAGAGAGAGAGAGAGAGAGUGCACAAUAAAAUGUAAUCCAGGAUUGUCAUCUAUAUACAUAUCAAUUUUGCAGGAUAUUUUCUGGUACAUAAAUUACUGUACGAGGCUGAGAAGGUUAUCUGUCUCUGAAGAUGUAUAUGAUAGAGAGCAAAGGUGGAGCCAUAAUAUGCAUGCUACUUUCUCUAUUUUUCUUGGGUACAUGGCCUGCUAUUAUGACUCUGUUAGAAAGACGAGGUCGCCUUCCUCAGCAUACUUAUCUUGAUUAUUCCAUCACCAAUCUCUUAGCUGCUGUGAUUAUAGCCUUAACAUUUGGUGAGAUUGGCAACAGUACACCUGAAUCACCAAACUUUCUAACUCAAAUUUCUCAGGAUAAUUGGCCUUCUAUUAUGUUUGCAAUGGCUGGUGGAAUUGUUCUCAGCAUUGGAAAUCUCUCCACACAGUAUGCAUGGGCCUUUGUUGGUUUGUCAGUGGUGGAAGUCAUUACUUCUAGCAUAACUGUUGUUUUAGGAACAACCAUGAAUUAUUUCUUGGAUGACAGAAUUAAUAGGGCUGAGAUUCUUUUCCCUGGGGUUGGCUGCUUCUUGAUUGCUGUUUGUCUUGGUUCAGCUGUUCAUUCAUCUAAUGCAGCUGAUAAUAAAGCAAAACUCAAGAAUUUUUCAAGUGAUUACAAGCUUAGAACAGUGGAUACAGGUUCUUCCAUAACCAAAGAAGAAUCUACAAGCAAUGGAUCAAAGGAUCCAGAGACUGGAAAUGUUCCUGCAGGGAAGGCAAAAGCUGGAACUGCAGCUUUCCUCGUAGAGCUUGAGAGCAAAAGAUCAAUCAAGGUGUUUGGGAAGAGCACUCUGAUUGGACUGGCUAUAACUUUCUUCGCUGGUGUUUGCUUCUCGCUCUUCUCACCUGCUUUCAACAUAGCAACAAACGAUCAAUGGCACACCUUAAAGAAAGGGGUCCCUAAAUUGGUUGUCUAUACCGCAUUUUUCUGGUUCUCAGUGUCUUGUUUUAUACUGGCCAUCAUCUUGAACAUCAUUUUCCUUUACCGGCCAGUACUGAACUUACCCAAAUCAACACUGAAGGCUUAUGUUAAUGACGGGAAUGGCAGAGGCUGGGCCUUUCUGGCUGGAUUCCUAUGUGGGUUUGGCAAUGGUCUUCAGUUUAUGGGAGGUCAAGCUGCAGGAUAUGCGGCAGCAGACGCUGUUCAGGCACUCCCACUCGUGAGCACAUUUUGGGGAAUAGUAAUCUUCAAAGAAUACAGAAAAUCAUCAAGAAAAACAUAUGUUCUGCUAAUAAGCAUGUUGUCCAUGUUUAUUGUGGCUGUUGGGGUUCUUAUGGCAUCUUCGGGGCAUCGAAAAUGAGUAAUUUUUCAUCAACUUGGUUUAUACAUAAACUUUAGAAAUGGUGGAUAAGGCAGAACCUGAAAGAGCAAGAAAAUGCUGAAACCAGCCUGUUGGUUCAAGACAAAUGUUAUAAUACACAUUGUUUUUUUCUGAACGGUCGUUCGUUCCCAAUAUUUACCAGAGUCAGAGAUCCUGUAAAAUCUAUUGGUCUGUAAAUAAUAAUAAGAAAGUGGAAGUGGUGGAUAAUGAUACAAUCGUGUCCGUAGAACACCUUGGAAUUUUUCCUUUCUUUCUUUUUUUCUUUAUUCAACUUUAAAGUUGAAAUGCAAUAUCACUGCUUUUCUUUCCUCCAA
Molecule: messenger RNA, 2162 nt
Organism: Ricinus communis (castor bean)
Lineage: Eukaryota; Viridiplantae; Streptophyta; Magnoliopsida; Malpighiales; Euphorbiaceae
Product: ureide permease 1
Exons: 7
Coding region: 607-1827 (406 amino acids)
Biological process (GO): nitrogen compound transport
Cellular component (GO): membrane
Molecular function (GO): allantoin:proton symporter activity; uracil:monoatomic cation symporter activity
Source: RefSeq, a predicted model, not a curated record